This is a messenger RNA of Rosa rugosa (rugosa rose), 1839 nucleotides long. Its product is annotated as isoflavone 3'-hydroxylase-like. Bases 754 to 1644 code for a protein of 296 amino acids. The record is from RefSeq and is a predicted model, not a curated record. NCBI's taxonomy places the organism in Eukaryota, Viridiplantae, Streptophyta, Magnoliopsida, Rosales, Rosaceae. The transcript is spliced from 3 exons. Gene Ontology annotation, molecular function: iron ion binding; monooxygenase activity; oxidoreductase activity, acting on paired donors, with incorporation or reduction of molecular oxygen.
AAAAAAAACCAAGCUCCCCAAACUCAAAAAUGGAGCUGCCGAAGAGAAAUAAAGCAACCAAGACCUCGGCUGAGUCAAGGGCGCUCAAAUUCCGGGCUAGAAGGCGGAGGGCAUGGUAAACCAUCACGAGAAAGAACAAAAACCAGGGAAGAAGGAGGACGAUCAAUCCAAACCUCCGGGCACUUCUUCCGCACAACUAGCGAGGCCACCAAGUCGGCAGCAGAAUUCGCUUCUCUGGGAAUCCAAAACCAAGCACACCUUUGAACCAAGAUUCAAGGAGAAUGGGGACAUGAGGGAUGCGCUUCGUCAACUCCACCGCUGCCAAAGCAGCUCUAGCUUCAGCCUCCAGGGAGGAGCCAGACAAACAAACCCGCGUAGAGCCAUCGAUAAGGGAGCCAUGACUGUCCCUAGCUAAAGCGCAAACACCAGUAAGGUUUGUCUCCUUAACCCAAGCAGCAUCGAUAUUGAUCUUAACAUGUCCAGGUGGGGGGGGGGGGUGUUCCAGGAAUGAGGGUGGUGAGAAUUUGGAGUGAUGGUUCUGAUUUGUGGGCGAAGAUGAAAGCGGAGGUUGUGAUGGGGAAUGGGGUGUGGAGUAGCAUUAGGAGCAGAGGUUGGGUUUGGUGAAUGGGAGGCUAUAAUUUGGGGAUGAUGAUGGAGGUUCGGAUUUUGUGGAGGGAGAGCCAAAUGCUGAGGGUAGGGGGUUUGAAUAUGGUUGAAGUGACUGUGAGAUGAUAAUGGAGGGGCCAGGUUUGGAUGAGGAGCUUGGACUGCUCCCGUAUGAGUGGUGCUAUCAGUAAUAGAAAGGGGAGACAGGGAAGUGGGGAGAUGAUACGAAGAAGAAGGGGGAAAAGCAAUACGUACCUGAGCAUGAUGAGUUUCUGUUGGAAGUGCAAUCACAGGACUGACAUUGUGGUGUUUGCAGGUUAUAUAUUCAAAAGCAGCCGAACCCGCCUUUCUUGCAACAGAGAUUGGAUCAACAGGGAUUGCGUCAUACACAAAGGCAUUCCUAGCCUUCCAGAUUUCCCAAAGAAGAAUCUAUUAUUGGCUGGCACUGAUACAUCGGCAGUGACAUUAGAAUGGGCCAUGUCUGGUUUGCUAAACCAUCCGGAUACGUUAGAUAAGGCUAGAGCUGAACUGGAUGCUCAACUUGGUCAAGAAUGCUUAGUAGACGAACAAGACAUUUCUAAGCUUCCGUACCUACAAAGUAUUAUCUCCGAGACUCUUCGAUUGUAUCCAGCGGCACCAAUGCUAUUACCACAUUUUGCAUCAGAGAAUUGCAUUGUAGGUGGAUUUGAUAUACCACGUGACACAUUGAUAUUGGUCAAUGCAUGGGCCAUACAUAGAGACCCGAAGUUGUGGGAUGAUUCAGAAAGCUUCAAACCUGAGAGGUUUGAAAUCGGCAGUAAGGACGAGGCACACAAAUAUAUGCCAUUUGGAAUGGGAAGAAGGGCUUGCCCCGGAGUAGGAUUGGCCCAACAUGAGGUAGACUUGACUUUGGCUUCAUUGAUUCAAUGCUUUGAGUGGAAGAGGAUCAGUAAGGAGGAGGUUGAUAUGACUGAAGGGACAGGACUCACCAUGCCUAAACUAGUGCCAUUUGAGGUCAUGUACAAACCAUGCUCCUUUUUUAACAAGGUUUUCCAUUGAUCAGUGGACAAUUUUUAUACUAAAAUGUAUUAUUAAACAUCAUUAAGUUAUGGGUGGUUGGUUAUUUAGAAUAAUUAUCAUUGUAGACAUUUGUGAGGUAGGUGAGAUAGGGAAAAUAUUGUUGAUUCUACUAAAUAAAUGUAUUAAUAAAUUAUAAGCUAUAUAAAUUGUGUACAAUAUCGUACUACUAUUGUU